Zasmidium cellare ATCC 36951 is the source of this 3213-nucleotide messenger RNA. RefSeq lists its product as uncharacterized. The transcript is spliced from 2 exons. The record is from RefSeq and is a predicted model, not a curated record. Gene Ontology annotation, biological process: protein phosphorylation. Lineage: Eukaryota; Fungi; Ascomycota; Dothideomycetes; Mycosphaerellales; Mycosphaerellaceae. Bases 1 to 3213 code for a protein of 1070 amino acids. Gene Ontology annotation, molecular function: ATP binding; protein kinase activity.
AUGGUGAUGGAGUUGGAGUACUCGCCGCGCCAUUCGCCUGGCGGGAGCAUGCACAUGCUGUCGCCCACCCACGCUCACGGCACCGACGGCUUCAAUACGAUCCGCCAAAUCCGUCGCUCCCUCUCGCGCUCGCCCUCGAAGCCUUCGCGAUUCACCUUGUAUACCACCAAAGGCGCCGCCACCUCUCCAGUUGCGCCCAUGUCGCCUGCGCCCAGAUCACCAUCCCAACUGAGCCGCGCAUUCAGCGCCGACUCCACACACUACACCAAGACCGCACCACCGCGAACUGGGGUCGUUCGCACGAGAUCCCGAAGAGCGUCGCCUAACAGCCCACUCAGGCGCGCACUCAGCGACAACACCAACCAGGCCAACGCCACUCCCCGAUACGCCACCCGUCGCUCUUCCACAGAGCAGGACCAGGAGAACGUGGACUGCACCGACGACGCCGUGAAGGCUGCGCCAGAGUCGCAUUUCGACGACCCCAUCAAGUUGGACUUUGCAAAGCCAGGUCCUGAUAAGCUCUUGCAACCUGUCAUGCGAGAACAUGGAUCACCCAUGAAGUCCAGUCCACUGAAGAGAAGUGACGGUGUCAUGAAUCUUGAGGCGGCCAGCUUGGGAAGCCCGCGCAGCACCAAGCGCAGAAGCAUCCAUGGAUCAUCUCUGGGUGCCGACUUCAACAUUUUCGACCAAGGCUUUGACAGCUCUCAUAGUGACAAUGGAGAGUCUUGUGAGGAAAAGGAGAAGGAGACUGGCCAGAACUUUGCCUGGGCUGCACCUCCUGCAAGCUCACCACAAAGACGACCAUUCAGCCUGCGAAAGUCGACUUUACAGCAGCGUGCUGGGUCUGCACGCAAGAAUCUCUUUGGCGAAGCUGGUCGCGAGGGUACAAUGAGUCCCUCACUUUCUCGAGCUCGGUCACGAAUCUCCCUGGACGGCGCACUGCCACUUCGCAGCCCUGAUAUGGACUCUUCAGUGCGGCGAGGCAGCUUGGGCGACCCACCGGUCUUGUUUCCACCACCUGCGCAGAAACUCUACCAGUCAGCGCCGAAGCCGCAUCCGCUGUCUCACGCCUUGACCCCAUCUUCGUCCACCUCUAGCGUGACUGCUGAAGACGACAAAGACGGUGAGGAUGAGCCGACUCAUAUCGAGUUUAAGAGUAUUCCCAAAGACCCUCAGCCCGACCUUCCCAGGCCUCCGCCUGGCUUUUCAAAGUCUCUGCCCAUCGGCGCCAUACGGCCUGCACAGGGCGGUAGUCAAGGGUCGCACGCCACACCUGCUGCCUUUAAGAUGGCCAAACCUUUGCCGCAAGCUUUCAUGUCCACCGGUCUGAUCUCGAAGCGACAUCGUAACAUCGAUGGACCACCGGCCAAUCUCUUCUCGAGCACGCACAUGCCGGACACACCGUCGAAGAAGGCACCUCAUAUCCAGUUUGGCGCCAGCCCAGCUCCUUCCGCGCUGGGCAAGGUGACGAAACCACUGCACGAGUUUGGCAGCCCGAGCACACCUUUCAAUGGAAGAUUGUCCAAGGUCUCCCCUGAAUCCUUCGGCAAGGGCGUCAACAUUUUCGGCUCGAAAGUCAACCAGCCACAACUCACUCGUCGCAGCAGUUUCCUUAGCGCAGAUGGAGACGACCAGAGCAACUCACCUACACACCACUUGGUGGGUCCUGCGAACAACGAUGAUUUACCGCCAACGCCAACAAAGUCGACAUCUUCUGCCAGCACCCGGCCACAAUCAAAGGGAAAGAGCAACAGCUUGCGCAGCAGUCUGUUUGGGAGGAGAACUUCCCUGGGUCCCGACACGUUUGCCUCACCAGCCGACCGUGAGCAUUCGCCGACACCAGGUGAUGAAUCUCCAUGCCCCUUAGACACCAGUGAGGAGCCACACAAGUACUCUCCUCACACUCCGCAGGACUCCUUCGUCCCACCGGACCCAAGCAACCUGUCGAUAUCUGUCGAGAACAAGUCAUCUCUCUUCAACAGCAACAGCUUCCCACCAGCAACGCCAACUGGACCCAGAGACAGUCACUUCGGCCUUAGCAUUACCCAAGGACAUGGCUCAUCCGGUUACUUUGCGAACGAUGUCGACACUGCCAUGACCUCCCGCUUUGCAUCUGUCACCUCCCUCGGCAUGGGCGAAUUCUCCCAAGUGUACAAGGUCGAGAAGCCACUCCAAUCGGGCCCUUCACCUGCCGAUGUCAAGACGUGCGCAUCCAGCAACGUCUGGGCUGUCAAGAAGUCGAGGAAGCCUUAUACUGGCGUCAAGGAUCGUCAGCGUAAGAUGCAAGAAGUGCAGAUUUUGAAACAGCUCCGCGGCAACGAGCACAUUGUCGAACUGGUGGAUGAGUGGGAGGCUAAGAACCACCUCUACAUCCAGACCGAGUAUUGCGAGAAUGGCAAUCUGAAGGACUUCCUCCUGUCCACCGGAUUCAAGGGUCGAUUGGACGACUUUCGCAUCUGGAAGAUCCUGCUGGAAUUGUCGCAAGGCGUAAAGUCAAUCCAUGACGCCGACUUCAUCCAUCUCGACCUCAAGCCCGCCAACAUCUUCAUCGACUGGGAAGGCCUGCUCAAGAUCGGCGACUUUGGCAUGGCAAGCACGUGGCCAGCCCCUGCUGGCAUUGACGGGGAAGGCGACCGCGAGUACAUCGGCCCGGAAGUCCUUUCUGGUCGAUUCGACAAACCCGCCGACAUCUUCUCGCUCGGUAUGAUCAUGCUGGAGAUUGCCGGUAACAUCGUGCUUCCCGACAACGGAACAUCAUGGCAACGCCUGCGUGCGGGUGACUUGAGCGACCUACCGAGCUUGACCUGGAGUUCGGACAGCAAUCUUAUGCGGGAUGAGUCAGGCGAUCCUGUUGAACUGAUGCAUGGUCAGUCGAAUGAGUCCCUCUGCGCGUCGAACCAGGGCGACGAUGAUCUCAGCUUUUUGCGUCCCACCGGACCCACGAUGGAGCGCAGCCAGGAACUGGUGAAGCCACCGAACUUCAUGGUUGACCCGACAGAUUCGGAAGCUCUGGAUCGUGUGGUUCAGUGGAUGAUCUGUCCAGACCCUGACAAUCGCCCUGUCAUCGAUCAGCUGCUCGCAACUGGAAGCGUACAAUGGGUUGAUCAGCGACGUCGCGCGGGAGCCACCGUAUAUGAAGGCAACUAUGGACCAGCAGACGAUGUUCUGAACCACGGUAUGAAGGAAGACGAUGUCGAGAUGACCGACAUAUGA